Messenger RNA from Callorhinus ursinus (northern fur seal), 3145 nucleotides. NCBI's taxonomy places the organism in Eukaryota, Metazoa, Chordata, Mammalia, Carnivora, Otariidae. The record is from RefSeq and is a predicted model, not a curated record.
GGUUCCCUGCACCGGGGCCCGCAUGGCGGCCGGCACGCGCCCGGGGGCCGGACCUCGGUCCCGCGCUGCCAUGGCCCAGUGGAGGAAAAAGAAGGGGCUGCGGAAGCGCCGAGGCGCAGCCUCCCAGGCCCGCAGCAGCGACUCGGAGGACGGCGAGUUUGAGAUCCAGGCGGAAGAUGACGCCCGGGCCCAGAAGCUGGGACCUGGCAGACCCCUGCCCACCUUCCCCACCUCGGAGUGCACCUCAGACGUGGAGCCAGACACGCGGGAGAUGGUACGCGCCCAGAACAAGAAAAAGAAGAAGUCCGGAGGCUUCCAGUCCAUGGGCUUGAGCUACCCGGUGUUCAAGGGCAUCAUGAAGAAGGGCUACAAGGUGCCAACACCCAUCCAGAGGAAGACCAUCCCGGUGAUCCUGGAUGGCAAGGACGUGGUGGCCAUGGCCCGGACCGGCAGCGGCAAGACGGCCUGCUUCCUCAUCCCUAUGUUCGAGCGGCUCAAGACCCGUAGCGCCCAGAGUGGGGCUCGUGCCCUUGUCCUCUCGCCCACCCGCGAGCUGGCCCUGCAGACCAUGAAGUUCACCAAGGAGCUCGGCAAGUUCACAGGCCUCAGGACCGCCCUGAUCCUGGGCGGGGACAAGAUGGAAGACCAGUUUGCUGCCCUGCAUGAAAAUCCCGACAUAAUCAUUGCUACCCCUGGGCGCUUGGUGCACGUGGCUGUGGAGAUGAACCUGAAGUUGCAGAGUGUGGAGUACGUGGUGUUCGAUGAGGCAGACAGGCUCUUUGAGAUGGGCUUUGCCGAGCAGCUGCAGGAAAUCAUUGGCCGCCUCCCUGGGGGCCACCAGACCGUUCUGUUCUCUGCCACGCUGCCCAAACUGCUGGUGGAGUUUGCCCGCGCGGGCCUCACGGAGCCCGUGCUCAUCCGGCUCGAUGUAGACGCCAAGCUCAACGAGCAGCUCAAGACCUCCUUCUUCCUUGUGCGCGAGGACACCAAGGCUGCCGUGCUGCUUCACCUGCUGCGCACCGUGGUGCGGCCCCAGGACCAAACGGUGGUGUUUGUGGCUACGAAGCACCACGCCGAGUACAUCAGUGAGCUGCUGACGACGCAGGGGGUGAGCUGCGCCCACAUCUACAGUGCCCUGGACCAGACAGCCCGCAAGAUCAACCUCGCCAAGUUCACCCACGGCAAGUGCUCCGCCCUCAUCGUGACCGACCUGGCAGCCCGCGGCCUAGACAUCCCGCUCCUCGACAGCGUCAUCAACUACAGCUUCCCUGCCAAGGGCAAGCUCUUCCUGCACCGCGUGGGCCGUGUGGCCCGGGCUGGCCGAAGCGGCACAGCCUACUCCUUAGUGGCCCCAGACGAGGUCCCCUAUCUGCUGGACCUGCACCUGUUCCUCGGCCGUGCCCUCACCCCUGCCCGCCCCCAUGAGGGGGCCUCAGGCGCGGUCAGCGCGGACGGCGUGCUGGGCCGGGUGCCACAGAGCGUGGUGGACGACGAGGAGGGUGGCCUGCAGAGCACCCUGGCGGCGUCGCUGGAGCUGCGGGGCCUGGGCCGGGUGGCCGACAACGCUCAGCAGCAGUACGUGCGCUCCCGGCCUGCGCCCUCGCCCGAGUCCAUCAAGAGGGCCAAGGAGCUGGACCUCGCAGGGCUGGGCCUGCACCCCCUCUUCAGUGAGUCCCUGCGGGGGGUGGGGGUUGGGACAGUGGGCUGCAGGUGGGCCCCCGCGGAGCCUCCCCAGCCUCAAGCCUCCUCCCCACCCCCACCAGGCUCGCACUUCGAGGAGAAGGAGCUGCAGCGGCUGAAGCUGGUAGACAGCAUCAAGAACUACCGCUCACGGGCGACCAUCUUUGAGAUCAAUGCCUCCAGCCGGGACCUGAGCAGCCAGGUGAUGCGCGCCAAGCGGCAAAAGGACCGCAAGGCCAUCGCCAGCUUCCGGCAGGGGCGGCAGGGGCGGCAGGGGCGGCAGGAGGACACAGCUGGCCCCGCCCCAGGCUGCUCGGCACCCCAGGAAGAGAAGCCCGAGGAGGAGGAGGCAGCGGGAGAGAGUGUGGAGGAUGUCUUCACGGAGGUCAUGGGCCGGAAGCGGCCGCAGCCGGGACCCGACCGGGGAGCCAAGAGGCGGAGGGAGGAGGCCUGGCAUCGGGACCAGGAAUUCUACAUCCCCUACCGGCCCAAGGACUUCGACAGUGAGCGGGGCCUGAGCGUCGGUGGGGACGGGGGGGCAUUCGAGCAGCAGGUGGCUGGCGCUGUCCUGGACCUGAUGGGGGACGAAGCCCGGAACCUGACGAGGGGCCGGCAGCAGCUCAAGUGGGACCGGAAGAAGAAGCGGUUUGUGGGACAGUCGGGACCGGAGGAGAAGAAAAAGAUCAAGACCGAGAGUGGCCACUACGUCAGCAGCUCCUACAAACGGGACCUCUACCAGAAGUGGAAACAGAAACAGAAAAUCGAUGAUCGUGACUCAGAAGACGAAGGAACAUCCCACCAGCGAGGCCCAGAGCGAAGAGGUGGGAAGCGGGGCAGAGGCCAAGGUGCGUCCCAGCCCCGCACCCCAGGCGCCCCUGCAGGCCGCGUGCGCUCAGAGCUCAAGACCAAGCAGCAGAUUCUGAAGCAACGGCGCCGAGCGCAGAAGCUGCGCUUCCUGCAGCGAGGGGGCCUGAAGCAGCUCUCCGCCCGCAACCGGCGCCGAGCCCAGGAGCUGCAGCAGGGCGCCUUCGGCCGGGGCGCCCACGCCAAGAAGGGCAAGAUGAGGAAGAGGAUGUAAGGCACGUGACCCAGCCCCCUGGCUCCUCACGUGGUGCAGGGGUAGACGUCAGCAGACGUCCCCAAGUGCCACCGCGUGCCUGGCCCUGUGCCGGCCACUGGCGGAGCUCCCUGCAAAAGAGGGGUGCUGCCUGGCCACACAGGGCAGUGGCCGCCUCUGCCCGAGGUGGAGCCUUUCACACAGGGUCUUCAAGGGCGCGUGGGGGCCGGGGGGUUGCCGGCAAGGUCAGGACGGCCAAAACCCAAGGUGGCCACUCAGCUGCUGCUGCUUCCAUGUGUUCUGGGCAGUUCCUGAGUUCAGAGGUGGUGGCCACUCGGGGCCGAGCCCUUAGUGCCUAAGGCCCAGUGAUGUAUUUUUAAUGUAAUAAACCUUUAUUGAGCACUUCGA